UAUAUAUGUAAAAAUUUUUCAAUGUAUUUGUUGUCACAAAUUGUAAGUCAUUUACCACGUAUGUGUCUGUGUGAGUGACAACGGAUGUCAGAGCACGUGUGAUGUCAUGUCCGGUUGAUGAUAAAAACGCGCGGAAAUUUUAAACUUUCGUAAAAAUUCAAAUACUUUUUUUUAUGUGAAAGUUUAGUUUUUAUUUUAUAAACCAAAGUGUCAAAAAAUUUUUUAAAUAAUUUAAUUGUAAGCAAAAAAAAUUUAUAAUUACAAUUGAAAUUACAAAUAAUUUUGAAUUAUGUGUAAUAUUUAUGUAUAUAAAUUUAUAGAAAAAAUUUACUGAAUAAUUUUUCAAAUUUUGAAUGACAAAUUGAAUUUUUUAACCUUUUCACGCUUAAGAUUUUCAACUUUUUUUUUAAAAGGAAAUUGAAUACGCAAGAUGUCAAUACGAAGUCAGAAGACACUGUCAGGAACAUCAAAAUCAUCGUUACCUCGAGCAUUAUCACAGACAUCAACAAACAAAUCACAUCCGAGUAGUUUAUUAUCAUUAGGAAUACAUCGUGGUAGUGUUGCGUUUAGAAUUGGUAAAGCUGGUUUCAAGGUUCCAAGAUAUCAAAACACUUAUCAACUAGAAUCAACUAAUCCAUUCUCACACAAUAUUGUCGAUAAAAUAUUAAAAAAUAUUAUGACAACAAAACUAACUGGCGUUACAUAUAAUCCAAUUAUUUGUCUGCAAUUGUGUCAAGAUAUUGCUAUACAAGUUAAAAAACAAAUUUACAAAGCUGAUUUUAAUCGAUAUAAAUACGUUGUAAUAAUAAAUAUUAUCGAAAAAACAAAUCAAGGAAUACAUGAAUCAUUAGGAUUUAUUUGGGAUCAUCAAAGAGAUUCAUAUUCAAAAUAUAUUUUUGAAAACUCACAAUUUUAUGCCAUUGGAAUUGCAGCAGGUGUUUAUUAUGAAUAAUCACCGUAAAUAUUAAUACCCGUAUUUUUUAUU
Microplitis mediator is the source of this 985-nucleotide messenger RNA. RefSeq names its product dynein light chain Tctex-type 5. Gene Ontology annotation, biological process: microtubule-based movement. The record is from RefSeq and is a predicted model, not a curated record. Gene Ontology annotation, cellular component: cytoplasmic dynein complex; cytoplasm. Lineage: Eukaryota; Metazoa; Arthropoda; Insecta; Hymenoptera; Braconidae. Gene Ontology annotation, molecular function: dynein intermediate chain binding. The transcript has 4 exons. The coding region runs from base 431 to 952 and encodes 173 amino acids.